AUUACUUUAGAAGAGUUGAGAAAACUACACGAAGAUUUCAUAAACGAGAGAGAGUGGAAAAAGUAUCACACCCCUCGUAAUGUAACUCUCGCAUUGGUAGGUGAGAUUGGUGAGUUGGCUGAAAUUUUCCAAUGGAAAUCGGAUCAAAUGUGUGAAGAUGUGCAGCGAGACUUUUCUGAUAAAGAGAAGGAAAAUUUACAAGAUGAAUUAUCGGAUUGUUUAUUCUACUUGUUGAGAUUGUCUGAUUUGUGUGGUGUUAAUUUGCCUGAAGUUGCUUUUGAGAAAAUGAAGAAGAAUGCUCUCAAGUAUCCAGUUGGCAAA
Molecule: messenger RNA, 321 nt
Organism: Naegleria gruberi
Lineage: Eukaryota; Heterolobosea; Eutetramitea; Acrasida; Naegleriidae
Exons: 2
Biological process (GO): nucleoside triphosphate catabolic process
Molecular function (GO): nucleoside triphosphate diphosphatase activity
Source: RefSeq, a predicted model, not a curated record